Cadophora gregata is the source of this 1173-nucleotide messenger RNA. It is a transcript of the gene RPT4, whose product is annotated as 26S proteasome subunit rpt4. Gene Ontology annotation, biological process: positive regulation of RNA polymerase II transcription preinitiation complex assembly. The record is from RefSeq and is a predicted model, not a curated record. The coding region runs from base 1 to 1173 and encodes 390 amino acids. Lineage: Eukaryota; Fungi; Ascomycota; Leotiomycetes; Helotiales; Ploettnerulaceae. Gene Ontology annotation, cellular component: proteasome regulatory particle, base subcomplex; cytosolic proteasome complex. The transcript has 4 exons. Gene Ontology annotation, molecular function: ATP hydrolysis activity; ATP binding; proteasome-activating activity.
AUGUCUGACGAGGAGCGUCAACACGCGCUCGCAUCGUUCAAGACGAAGCUACUCGAAUCCAGAGAAUGGGAAGCUAAGCUGAAGGCUUUACGGUUGGAGAUCAAGGGCUUACAGAAGGACUUUGACCAUACGGAAGAUAAUAUCAAAGCUCUACAAAGUGUUGGGCAGAUCAUUGGAGAGGUCUUGAAACAGCUUGAUGAUGAGAGAUUCAUCGUCAAGGCUUCCUCCGGUCCAAGAUAUGUCGUUGGAUGUAGAUCGAAGGUCGACAAGGCUGCGCUGAAGCAGGGAACCCGAGUUGCUCUUGAUAUGACCACCCUCACUAUUAUGCGAAUGCUACCCCGAGAAGUCGACCCUCUCGUGUACAAUAUGUCCCUGGAGGAUCCAGGUCAGGUCAGCUUUGGUGGCAUUGGUGGACUGAACGAGCAGAUUAGAGAGUUGCGGGAGGUUAUUGAGCUUCCUCUGAAGAAUCCCGAAUUGUUCCUGAGAGUCGGCAUCAAGCCUCCGAAGGGUGUGCUACUCUACGGGCCCCCAGGAACCGGAAAAACGCUGUUGGCAAGAGCUGUGGCAAGCAGUUUGGAGACAAAUUUCUUGAAAGUUGUUUCCUCUGCAAUCGUCGACAAGUAUAUUGGAGAAUCGGCACGUUUGAUUAGAGAGAUGUUCGGAUAUGCAAAGGAGCACGAGCCAUGCAUUAUUUUCAUGGACGAGAUUGAUGCUAUUGGAGGACGCAGAUUCUCGGAGGGUACCUCGGCCGAUCGUGAGAUUCAGCGGACGCUGAUGGAGCUUCUCAAUCAACUCGAUGGUUUCGACUACCUUGGCAAGACAAAGAUCAUUAUGGCUACGAACCGACCGGAUACCCUCGAUCCCGCACUUCUCAGAGCUGGAAGAUUGGACAGGAAAAUCGAAAUUCCCCUCCCCAAUGAGGUUGGCCGCUUGGAGAUUAUGAAAAUUCAUGCAGCUGGUGUGGUUACUGAGGGAGAUGUUGAUUUCGAGAGUGUCGUAAAGAUGAGUGAUGGGCUCAAUGGUGCUGAUUUGAGGAAUGUUGUUACAGAGGCUGGUCUAUUCGCGAUCAAGGACUACAGGGACGCUGUCAAUCAAGACGACUUCAACAAAGCGGUACGCAAGGUUGCUGAAUCGAAGAAAUUGGAGGGCAAGCUGGAAUACCAAAAGCUCUAG